Neoarius graeffei (lesser salmon catfish) is the source of this 8062-nucleotide messenger RNA. RefSeq names its product mucin-2-like. Lineage: Eukaryota; Metazoa; Chordata; Actinopteri; Siluriformes; Ariidae. The transcript has 11 exons. The record is from RefSeq and is a predicted model, not a curated record. The coding region runs from base 201 to 6638 and encodes 2145 amino acids. Gene Ontology annotation, molecular function: protein binding.
CAAGUGUUAUAUCAGAGCCACCAUCAACUUCUCCUUCAGGAUCAACAACACCUGUUCUCCUGGAAACAUCAACAGGUGUUACAUCAGAGCCACCAUCAACUUCUCCUUCAGGAUCAACUACAGCUAUCACACUGGAAACAUCAACAGGUGUUACAUCAGAACAACCAUCAAGUACUCCUUCAGGAUCAACUACAGGUGUAAUGCUGGAAACAUCAACAGGUGUUACAUCAGAGCCACCGUCUAGUUCUCAUUCAGGACCAACUACAGCUAUCACACUGGAAGCAUCAACAGGUGUUACAUCAGAACCACCAUCAACUUCUCCUUCAGGACCAACUUCAACUAUCAUCCUGGAAAUAUCAACAGGUGUUACAUCAGAGCCACCAUCAACUACUCCGUCAGGAUCAACUACAGGUGUAAUGUUGGAAACAUCAACAGGUGUUACAUCAGAGCCACCGUCUAGUUCUCCUUCAGGAACAAGUACAGCUAUCACACUGGAAAUAUCAACAGGUGUUACAUCAGAACCACCAUCAACUUCUCCAUCAAGAUCAACGACACCUGUUCUCCUGGAAACAUCAACAGGUGUUACAUCAGAGCCACCGUCUAGUUCUCCUUCAGGACCAACUACGGCUAUCACACUGGAAGCAUCAACAGGUGUUACAUCAGAACCACCAUCAACUUCUCCAUCAAGAUCAACGACACCUGUUCUCCUGGAAACAUCAACAGGUGUUACAUCAGAGCCACCAUCAACUUCUCCUUCAGGAUCAACUACAGCUAUCACACUGGAAACAUCAACAGGUGUUACAUCAGAGCCACCAUCUAGUUCUUCUUCAGGAUCAACUACAGGUGUAACAUUGGAAACAUUAACCGGUGUUACAUCAGAGUCACCAUCUAGUUCUUCUUCAGGACCAACUACAGCUAUCAAACUGGAAACAUCAACAGGUGUUACAUCAGACCCACCAUCAACUUCUCCUUCAGGAUCAACUACAGGUGUGACAUUGGAAACAUCAACACGUGUGACAUCAGGGCCACCACCUAGUUCUCCUUCAGGACCAACUACAGCUAUCACACUGGAAACAUCAACAGGUGUUACAUCAGACCCACCAUCAUCAUCUCCUUCAGGAUCAACUACAGGUGUGACAUUGGAAACAUCAACACGUGUGACAUCAGGGCCACCACCUAGUUCUCCUUCAGGACCAACUACAGCUAUCACACUGGAAACAUCAACAGGUGUUACAUCAGAGCCACCAUCUAGUUCUUCUUCAGGAUCAACUACAGGUGUAACAUUGGAAACAUUAACCGGUGUUACAUCAGAGUCACCAUCUAGUUCUUCUUCAGGACCAACUACAGCUAUCAAACUGGAAACAUCAACAGGUGUUACAUCAGAGCCACCAUCAACUUCUCCUUCAGGAUCAACUACAGCUAUCACACUGGAAACAUCAACAGGUGUUACAUCAGAACAACCAUCAAGUACUCCUUCAGGAUCAACUACAGGUGUAAUGCUGGAAACAUCAACAGGUGUUACAUCAGAGCCACCGUCUAGUUCUCAUUCAGGACCAACUACAGCUAUCACACUGGAAGCAUCAACAGGUGUUACAUCAGAACCACCAUCAACUUCUCCUUCAGGACCAACUUCAACUAUCAUCCUGGAAAUAUCAACAGGUGUUACAUCAGAGCCACCAUCAACUACUCCGUCAGGAUCAACUACAGGUGUAAUGUUGGAAACAUCAACAGGUGUUACAUCAGAGCCACCGUCUAGUUCUCCUUCAGGAACAAGUACAGCUAUCACACUGGAAAUAUCAACAGGUGUUACAUCAGAACCACCAUCAACUUCUCCAUCAAGAUCAACGACACCUGUUCUCCUGGAAACAUCAACAGGUGUUACAUCAGAGCCACCGUCUAGUUCUCCUUCAGGACCAACUACGGCUAUCACACUGGAAGCAUCAACAGGUGUUACAUCAGAACCACCAUCAACUUCUCCAUCAAGAUCAACGACACCUGUUCUCCUGGAAACAUCAACAGGUGUUACAUCAGAGCCACCAUCAACUUCUCCUUCAGGAUCAACUACAGCUAUCACACUGGAAACAUCAACAGGUGUUACAUCAGAGCCACCAUCUAGUUCUUCUUCAGGAUCAACUACAGGUGUAACAUUGGAAACAUUAACCGGUGUUACAUCAGAGUCACCAUCUAGUUCUUCUUCAGGACCAACUACAGCUAUCAAACUGGAAACAUCAACAGGUGUUACAUCAGACCCACCAUCAACUUCUCCUUCAGGAUCAACUACAGGUGUGACAUUGGAAACAUCAACACGUGUGACAUCAGGGCCACCACCUAGUUCUCCUUCAGGACCAACUACAGCUAUCACACUGGAAACAUCAACAGGUGUUACAUCAGACCCACCAUCAUCAUCUCCUUCAGGAUCAACUACAGGUGUGACAUUGGAAACAUCAACACGUGUGACAUCAGGGCCACCACCUAGUUCUCCUUCAGGACCAACUACAGCUAUCACACUGGAAACAUCAACAGGUGUUACAUCAGAGCCACCAUCUAGUUCUUCUUCAGGAUCAACUACAGGUGUAACAUUGGAAACAUUAACCGGUGUUACAUCAGAGUCACCAUCUAGUUCUUCUUCAGGACCAACUACAGCUAUCAAACUGGAAACAUCAACAGGUGUUACAUCAGACCCACCAUCAACUUCUCCUUCAGGAUCAACUACAGCUAUCACACUGGAAGCAUCAACAGGUGUUACAUCAGAACCACCAUCAACUUCUCCUUCAGGACCAACUUCAACUAUCAUCCUGGAAAUAUCAACAGGUGUUACAUCAGAGCCACCAUCAACUACUCCGUCAGGAUCAACUACAGGUGUAAUGUUGGAAACAUCAACAGGUGUUACAUCAGAGCCACCGUCUAGUUCUCCUUCAGGAACAAGUACAGCUAUCACACUGGAAAUAUCAACAGGUGUUACAUCAGAACCACCAUCAACUUCUCCAUCAAGAUCAACUACACCUGUUCUCCUGGAAACAUCAACAGGUGUUACAUCAGAGCCACCAUCUAGUUCUCCUUCAGGACCAACUACGGCUAUCACACUGGAAGCAUCAACAGGUGUUACAUCAGAGCCACCAUCAACUUCUCCUUCAGGAUCAACUACAGCUAUCACACUGGAAACAUCAACAGGUGUUACAUCAGAGCCACCAUCUAGUUCUUCUUCAGGAUCAACUACAGGUGUAACAUUGGAAACAUUAACCGGUGUUACAUCAGAGUCACCAUCUAGUUCUUCUUCAGGACCAACUACAGCUAUCAAACUGGAAACAUCAACAGGUGUUACAUCAGACCCACCAUCAACUUCUCCUUCAGGAUCAACUACAGGUGUGACAUUGGAAACAUCAACACGUGUGACAUCAGGGCCACCACCUAGUUCUCCUUCAGGACCAACUACAGCUAUCACACUGGAAACAUCAACAGGUGUUACAUCAGACCCACCAUCGUCUUCUCCUUCAGGAUCAACUACAGGUGUGACAUUGGAAACAUCAACACGUGUGACAUCAGGGCCACCACCUAGUUCUCCUUCAGGACCAACUACAGCUAUCACACUGGAAACAUCAACAGGUGUUACAUCAGACCCACCAUCAUCUCCUUCAGGAUCAACUACAGGUGUGACAUUGGAAACAUCAACACGUGUGACAUCAGGGCCACCACCUAGUUCUCCUUCAGGACCAACUACAGCUAUUACACUGGAAGCAUCAACAGGUGUUACGUCCGAACCACCAUCAACUUCUCGAUCAAGAUCAACUACACCUGUUAUCCUGGAAACAUCAAGAGUUGUUACAUCAGAGCCACCAUCAACUACUCCAUCAGACUCAACUACAGCUAUCACACUGGAAACAUCAACAGGUUUUACAUCAGAGCCACCACCUAGUUCUCCUUCAGGACCAACUACAGCUAUCACACUGGAAACAUCAACAGGUUUUACAUCAGGGCCACCACCUAGUUCUCCUUCAGGACCAACUACAGCUGUUACACUGGAAACAUCAAAAGGUGUGACAUCAGGGCCACCACCUAGUUCCCCUUCAGGACCAACUACAGCUAUCACACUGGAAACAUCAACAAGUGUUGCAUCAGAAACAUCAUCUAGCAUGCUUUCAAUAUCCACUAGGAGCAUUACACUGGAAAGUUUAACUGUUGUUGCAUCAGUACCCCCAUCUAGUACUCCUCACAGAUCAACUGUCAGCAUCGCACCAAAAACAUCAUUUGGUUUUACAUCCACACCACAUUCAACUUCCCCCUCAGGACCAAUUACACGCAUCACACAUUCAACACCUGUGACAACUGAACCACUAUCUAGUACUCCUUCCAAAUCAACCAUCACACCAAAACCAUUCACAGGUGUUACAACAGGAACACCAUCUAGCCCUUCUUCAAGAUCAACUGCAAGCAUCACACAGAAAACAUCAACAGUCAUCACACCACAAUCACUGCCAAAUUCUUCUUCCACAUUAUCUACAGUAGAAUCUACAACAGCAAGUUCACCUGAUAUACGGACUAUGAGCUUUACUUCUCUUGAAGAAUUUGAUCAUGAACUAUCAAACCAUUCUUCACCUAAAUUUGCUCAACGAGCAAACCUUGUCAAAACAAAGCUUGAACCAAUCCUUAAGAACAAAUCCAGCAACUUCAUUUUCCUAACAGUGAUUCGUUUCAGGCCUGGAUCAAUCAUCACAGAUAUGAAUUUAUACUACACAUAUCGUAACGGUCUUCCCAAUGAUUCAGAAAUCAUUACAACAAUACAGGACUCUGAUACAGGUUUAAACAUAACUAAAGCUUUUGUAACACAAAUAGCAACUACUACUACUCCUCUGGCCAAAUCUACUCCCAAAGCAACUACUGGUGCUGCUACUAUGAAAACACUUUCUCCAACAGCUACAACAAAAGCAACUAUAAAGCCUACAGCAAUUACUACAAAUGCAGCUACUGCUACUACAAAAACACUUGGUCCAACAGCUACAACAAAAGCAACUAUAAAGCCUACAGCAAUUACUACAAAUGCAGCUACUGCUACUACAAAAACACUUGCUCCAACAGGUACAACAAAAGCAACUAUAAAGCCUACAGCAAUUACUACAAAUCCAGCUACUGCUACUAUGAAAACACUUGCUCCAACAGGUACAACAAAAGCAACUAUAAAGCCUACAGCAAUUACUACAAAUGCAGCUACUGCUACUAUGAAAACACUUUCUCCAACAGCUACAACAAAAGCAACUAUAAAGCCUACAGCAAUUACUACAAAUGCAGCUACUGCUACUACAAAAACACUUGCUCCAACAGGUACAACAAAAGCAACUAUAAAGCCUACAGUAAUUACUACAAAUCCAGCUACUGCUACUAUGAAAACACUUUCUCCAACAGCUACAACAAAAGCAACUAUAAAGCCUACAGCAAUUACUGCAAAUGCAGCUACUGCUACUAUGAAAACACUUUCUCCAACAGCUACAACAAAAGCAACUAUAAAGCCUCCAGCAAUUACUACAAAUGCAGCUACUGCUACUAUGAAAACACUUUCUCCAACAGCUACAACAAAAGCAACUAUAAAGCCUCCAGCAAUUACUACAAAUGCAGCUACUGCUGCUGCUAUUACAAAAACACUUGCUCCAACAGCUACUACAAAAGCAACUAUGAAGCCUACAACAAUUACUACAAAAGCAGCUACUACAACUACAACAACCAAAAAAGCUACUACUGAAACAACAACUACUCCUACAACUACUACUACCACCACCACUACAACAACCACAAAACCGACUACCAAAACUACUACUACAACAACAACACCAACAGUUGCAGCAGCUCGUCCACCACCAACUGUCGAGAUGAGUGUUGGUUUAAAGCGUCUUUAUGUUCCAGAGCUUGCUAAUCCUCAGAGUCAGGAAUUCAAAGACUUGGCUGCCAUUGUGACUAAAGUGCUUAAUCUAAUCUAUAAAGCGCUAUAUGGCCCCCGCUUCCUCUGGAGUACUGUCCGAGCCUUCAGACCUCAGAACAGACGUGCAGAUGACUUUACGCAAGCAGAUGUCGAACUGGUAUUCAACGAGAGUUCCACAAAACCUCUCCCAUCUGGUGCCGAAGUAGUGAACGAACUCAAAGAUAUUGCAGAAAAUAACAAUACUUUCGAUGUGGAAUUUGAUGCCACCGCAAUCAGUGUCAUCAAUGAGCCACACAGGGUCCCUGUGCAAUUCCGAACAAAUGGCACUUUUGAAGCGGCUCUCUCAGAUUCUAGUUCAGAUUUAUUCACAAACAGAGCACUCAUGAUUAAAACAGGACUUAACCCUUUUUUCGUUGCUGACUUCCCGACUGCAUUCACCAUCUUAACCAUAUCAAACUUCAGCAACGGAGUUCUUAAAGAACAGACUGAUUCAAUUCUGAACUUCAUGGAAGUGAAUUUUGCCAGCUCUGCUCAACUUCCCAGCAACACCCAAAUUGGGGAAACUAUGCUCAGAGCAGCCAAUGAUACAAGCCUUCCCUUCAAGAUCUUCCUCAAUGACAUCAUGGUGAACGGCACACUAAUAUCAUCAAGCGACAUCAGCAGCAAGAUCAAUAUGUUCAUGGCAUGCUUCAUGGUGGCUGUGUCAUUUCUGUUCACGUGGUCCAGCUGAUGCUAAACCACGUCCUCCAUUCAUAAUGAGAACCUUUACUCAGUUUGACAAUCCUGUUCCUUUAAUGAAUAAUGCAAAUAUGCUGUUAAUUUUUGAAUAUUGUGCAUGAUUAAAAAGCGCAAUAAAAGAAAUCAUCAUAAGAAUAUGUACCAGUCAACCAGUAUGAAUGUGCAAGGGUAGGCUUUGGUCAGUACUCAUAGCUUUAAUUAUUUAUAAUUGCUAUAAAUUUUGUGAUGGGCAUUUUGGAAAUAAUUCUUUGGAAUCAAUUCUGGAGUGACAUUUUGAAGCAUGAUGCAAUUUUAUUGAUCACAUGAAAACAUGACAAGCUAAAAAGUCAAAGGCACUGUGGUUACGUGUAGUGUAUUAUUCUGUUAUAGAUUAGCAUGUAUACAGCCACAUAAAUGCACAUACAUGCUCCCUGUACAACAAAGAAUACCUCCAAUGUGGUUUGACUAGUUUUAAGACCUAUCAUUGUUUACUCUGGCAUGCUACCCAAAAGCUCUGUGUGAAAAGAUGCUUGUAUCUUCUCACACACUGUAAUUUUAAAAUAGCAAGCUAUAAACUAGAAGAUUAAUAUUUAUAGUUGACUUCUAUAAACCUGUGAACUUUCCAAAAAUUCUAUUUUUUUGUUCUUCUAAUAAUGUUCUCAGUACUUUGAAUGUACUGUAUUUAUUUCAUGUAGUGGCUACCUAGAUCCUUGGAUUACUGAACUGAUUUGUUGAAAACUAUUGAUGCUGUAUAUUGUACUUGCCUUAUCUGUAGCACCUCAUAUUUAUAAAUGCAUAACUCAGUUUUGAAUAAACUCAUGAGAAGCUAUGCUUCUGACUUUUUUUUAAUUGCUAAACCUGAAUAAUAAACAUUUAAUUAAUCGCUAGAGUUAAUGCUAGUUCUUUUUCAGGAACAAUAUUGUGCAUUCAUCUGCUCACUGGAAAGGUGCUCAGCUGGGCUACUGCUGUGUCGGAGAAGGGUGGGCAGCCAAUGAGGUCAGAUGAGCAUUUUGUUGGAAUAAUUAAAAGGGUAUGUUAUCACCAUCCUGAAUGCAUAGAGGUCAGAGAGAGACUGCUAACCAUUCAGCAGGGGGAAAGAGGAGUGACUGAAUAUGCUUUGGAGUUCCACACACUUGCUGCGGAAAGUGGAUGGAAUGAAUCAGCCCUGAAGGCCGCAUUACAUCAGGGAUUCAACCCUCUCAUCUUGACUGAGCUAGCAUGCCGUGGUGUACAGCAAACACUGGAUUCACUCAUUGAUUCAUCCAUCAGGCUGGAUAACCUCCAGAACAGACCAUCACUGCAAGGCACCACACUGAAUGCUCCAGUCAGGGCACCAUUGCGAUAUCUCACAUUAGAUCAGCACACUCUGGGGUGUACUCAUUUUUGCAUCACCCUAAUUUGAGUUAAACUGAAAAAAAAUGUGUAAUCUAAGUUAUA